Molecule: messenger RNA, 2799 nt
Organism: Cladocopium goreaui
Lineage: Eukaryota; Dinophyceae; Suessiales; Symbiodiniaceae
Source: the annotation of a GenBank genome assembly
AUGGGAUGUGCGGUUGAAGAGAUGAUGUUUGCCACUACACUGGCGACCAUCUACAUUUCUUAUCUUUUUUGGCUGGGCAUCACAGGCCCCAAGGGCGCCUUGAAGGCCAUCGCCGCGGCGCGGGACGAGUCGGACGAGACGCAUCCCAGAGAGGUGAUGCUGAGGAUCCACGAAAAACGAUAUGCCGUGUGGAUAGCGGGUACAACGCUGUCAGCACUUUGCUCAGAGAUGUAUUGUAUAUUUGUGAUUGCUUCUUCCAGCGUUUUCAGAGGCAGCCUGAUGGAAGACGUUUUUGGAACCUUCCAUUUCUGGACCGCUUUUGCUUCGUCGGUUUGCACACGAUGGGCUUCCAAACCAGGUCAAGAGAUGUCAAGCCGACAAAUUCUAAUCCUGACAACGCUGAUCAACUUCUUUGGAUUGGUCAAUAGCAUUGAUUUAUCGAACCAUUUGGUGUGUGCCAACUAUUUGGGUCGCAUGUUUGUUGCUAGUUUUUCUCCAGACAUUGGCUUCACGGUCCAGCUGAACGUCUACAUGAUUCCCUUCGCCAUCGCCUGCGGCUACUAUCGUCAAGGGCCCGGCUGCGACUUCACAGUGUUGUCGGAACUCAUCGUCAACGAGGUGGUCUCGGUGACCUUUAUGUCUGUGGUGCUUGGGCAGUUGAAUUACUUGAACAUCAAACAGGAGAAAGCCAACAUGGAACUGGAAGAGAAUGUGAAAAAGCAGGACCUCCAUAUCAAGGAGAGAGAAGCGCUCUUAAACGCUGCCAAGUCACUCUUGGCAGUGAUGUGUGAUUGCUGCGAACAACUCUCGCACGAUUGGAAGAUUCUGCAACCUUCCGACAAAGUGCUGGAGAUGUUUCGCUUCCCAAACCUGCGCAAGGAGCGUCCCAAGAAUUUCGACCUGGUGCAAUGCAUUGCCGUUGAGGAUCAAGAUCGCUUUACCAAUUUUAUUGCCACAUCGCUGAAUGCUCCCAGCGCCCUACACUUGCAGAUGAAGGACUUCCACGGACGUUUGUUCGAUGUGCAGCUCUUUCACAUGCCGGUCCCAAGCUUGUUGACGGAGGACCCUCAACACUUGGUUGGAAUCAUCACCAAGGACAACCGCGAACAUCGGGAACUGCCUCGGGCGCGGAAACAUCGGGAUGUCAUUGCCAGCAUUGCCAGCAUCCCGGAAGGUGCCAUUUUGGACGAUGAGGUCGCAGGGACCUCAUCGUCCAGCGAUGACGUGAGCAUCAAAAGCAAGGGGAGUCAGAGGCUGAGCAAUUUGGAGGAUCAAAGAUCAUCCCCAGGUUUUGUGACUGACCCCUUGCAGUUCAUCAAUUUGAUUGACAGCGUGAAGAUGAAUGUGGACCUGCACACAGGCCAAAAAGGCUACCACGUGCGAAAGCUGCUCUUUUCCUUCAAGGAGCCUACCACAGAGGAUGGGCUGAAGCUCUUUAGUUUCCUCAAGCGGAGGUAUCGAGUGGUGGUGGAAGAUUGGCUACAGGAGCAUGUGAACUCCUGGUACCACGGCGUGGCUUGUGACGAGAAAUGCUUGGGCACAAAGCUAUCGCUCAGCGGUCUCGGCAGCAUCGCCGUUGGGGAAAUGAAUGUCCUUGGCAUUUGGUCCCAGGAGGUGUUGGCCAAAAAACUGGGCCCCACCUUAGCGCUAUGUUGGCCGGGCGGUUGUUGGCGCUGCAACAUCGGGUUGCCUAACGUCACCUUCCGCGGCACCAAGAACAUGACUCCAAAAAAGGCAGCGGUAGUCACCUACUGCAGCGCCAAGAAUGUGAUUCCAAAACACAGCUGGCAUGCUUUCAAAGUGAGGCUGGCGCACGAGACAUGUGACGUCUUAGCCGCCUUGGAUCGCAUCGAAGGGGAUCGCGAGUUGCCAGAUCAGCUCACCUAUCAGGAGUUGCAGCACCAUGCCAAGCACAUUGCGGGAACUCUGCAGAACCUUCCACAGCUAAAACGUGACGGUGACGUCUUGGCUUCGGGCUUGCGUCGUGGCAAUGAUUUUUAUACGCUCUUCGUCGCUUGCAGUUUCUGCCAGAUCCCCUUUGUCGCAUUGAGCACCGACCUUGCCCAACAGGAUAUCGAACGGCUGCGGAAUCAACAGAUCCUCAGCGAGUUAAAACCACGAGUGUUGAUUUUGCACUCGGAGGAACAACUGCAACCGCAUCUGGGUCCGGAGCCCGUCUUCGUUCCCACGGUGACCUUUCGUUCCUUGCUCGCGUCUCCGCUCGGCAACUCCUUCACCGCGCCGCCCGCGGAUCCCACAAAGAUCUUGUGCUUUCAAUACACCGGAGGUACAACUGGUGCAUCCAGAUGUUGCGUGGCCACGCAGCAAAUGGCCCUGUGGGAAGUGGUGAAGUACAAGGAGGUGGUCGCUUUGGACUCCAGCCAUCGAGUUUUGCAACAACAUUCAGCCUAUUGGGCCGCCAGUCUUUUCGGAGAAUUUGACAUCGCCUGGGCUGGCGGCUGCACGUUGGUCUUUGCCAACUGUUCCAAUGUCCAGGAGUUGGCCAACUGCAUUGCCAGUACCGAGGUGACCUGUGCCGGGCUGGUGCCAAGCGUGCUAGAGACACUGGAGGAAAGACGAGUUCGAACCGUUCGGAACGAUCGAGAGUCAGUGGUGAAAGAUUUUCUGAAAUGGGAUGAUUUGGCUCCAAUUGGGGAAAUCACGGUGCUGUGGAAUGUCAAGGGUUUGAAGCCAUCUGCACAAGAUUUUUUCUGGUGCCUUGCGGCAAAAGCAAAAGAAUUUGGUGAAGGAUGCGACUACGAGAUUGACGAAGAGGCCACCGUCAUUCUGACGAUGUGA